AUGGCCACAUCAAAUCAGAAACCAUCAAGCGACGCUUCCAAAUUUGUAUCAUUGCCUUUAUCAAGUUCAUCUCAUAAAUUUCCACAGACGAAAAUAGAUUUUCUUAACGUUAACAAAAAUCCCAUAGGAAAAAAGAAUCAUUUGACUGUAAUACACAUUCACUCAGAACAAGAGAAAACGUACGGCGACAAAUAUAAAAGCAACCCUAAAAUUAAGGUCCCAAAACAUCCAAAAGAUUUGAUGAAUGGCAGAGAAUUAAUGAUACAUGCAGGUGAUAAUGCGCACCAAAAUACUUUAUCAUCAAGUUUGCAAGAACCGAUUACUCCUGUCGAUAAUGAAAUUAUUUCGAUUGAGAACCAUGACCUAGAGUCUCAUACAUCUAACUUACCAGAUCAUCCUUUUAAGGCCUCCGUAUCUGUUCCAAACGAGCCCAAAGCACCAUUUACCUCGGUUAUUUCAUCCAUGGAGCCACCUAAUGUUGAAGAAGUUGAAAAAAAAGAACCAACUAUCAAAGAUCGGUAUGAACAAAUCCAUACAGACGAAAUCAAUACUGAAAGAAAUAACGAACAGACACUAACUUACGAAACGGACCAACCAAAAUUAAUAAUGGACGAACCCCUGAAGGAAACUAUACCAAAAUAUUCUUACACUGAAACAUUGUCUCCUUCUGAAGCAAAUAAUGUAGAAACCAUUAAACCAAGCUUAAAAGCAAAUCUUCCGCUUUCGCUUAGUGUUGUUGAUGAAGCAACAUUGGGUUCAGAAUAUUCGUAUUAUACGCCAGAUAGUUCAACAGAUACAACUGAACCGAUUCCAACAAGUCCAGAUGAAUUCAUAUCAACUGAAACCCAUAACCCCCAUGACUCCAUUGAAACAUUACACAUUCCAAAAUUAAAUAGAAAAGAAAAUUCACUUUAUAAUCCCUCAUUGUAUUCAAUGGAAGUCGCUGAAAGUAUUGAAGACGAAACAAAUAAGAAACCAUUAGGAGAUGAAGUCGUGUUAGAAAACAACACAGUAUCUGAUCACUCAGACAUUUCAAAUGCACCUAAGGAUGAUAUCGGAAAAAAUAUCGAAAACACAACUCCACGAGUCGAUGGAAACGAAAGCACGCACGAUGUAGAUUUUGGAAAUAAGCAGGAUAAUGAUGAUUCGCCAGAUCGUAAGCUUUCGCACUUGUAUAAACUUGUAGAAAAACUUGAACAAAGCUUUCCGAUAUAUAUUCCCGAAUCUCUUGAUUCAUUAAGUAAGUCAAAUUUGAAUAAUUUGGAACCGCCUCCAGAUGAUGUAAACCACAUAAAUUCUGAAGAUAGUCCUAUUAUGUCACUUGAGGACCGCUUUAAAGUGCCAGAACUAGAUAGUCCUAUUAUUUCACCUGAGGACCGCCUUAAAGUGCCAGAACCAGAUAGUCCUAUUAUGUCACUUGAGGACCGCUUUAAAGUGCCAGAACUAGAUAGUCCUAUUAUUUCACCUGAGGACCGCCUUAAAGUGCCAGAACCAGAUAGACCUAUUAUUUCACCUGAGGACCGCCUUAAAGUGCCAGAACCAGAUAGUCCUAUUACUUCACCUGAGGAACCCCUUAAAGUGCCAGAAACAGAUAGACCUAUUAUUUCACCUGAGGACCGCCUUAAAGUGCCAGAAACAGAUAGUCCUAUUACUUCACCUGAGGACCGCCUUAAAGUGCCAGAAACAGAUAGACCUAUUAUUUCAUCUGAGGACCGCCUUAAAGUGCCAGAACCAGAUAGUCCUAUUAGUUCACCUGAGGACCGCCUUAAAGUGCCAGAACCAGAUAGUCCUAUUAUUUCACCUGAGGACCACCUUAAAGUUCCAGAACCAGAUAAUCCUAACAUUUCACCUGAGGACCACCUUAAAGUGCCAGAACCAGAUAGUCCUAUUAUUUCACUUGAGGACCGCCUUAAAGUGCCAGAACCAGAUAAUCCUAAUAUUUCACCUGAGGACCGCCUUAAAGUGCCAGAACCAGAUAGUCCUAUUAUUUCACCUGAGGACCGCCUUAAAGUGCCAGAACCAGAUAGUCCUAUUAGUUCACCUGAGGACCGCCUUAAAGUGCCAGAACCAGAUAAACCAGAUAAUCCUAAUAUUUCACCUGAGGACCGCCUUAAAGUGCCAGAACCAGAUAGUCCUAUUAUUUCACUUGAGGACCGCCUUAAAGUGCCAGAACCAGAUAAUCCUAAUAUUUCACCUGAGGACCGCCUUAAAGUGCCAGAACCAGAUAAUCCUAAUAUUUCACCUGAGGACCGCCUUAAAGUGCCAGAACCAGAUAAUCCUAAUAUUUCACCUGAGGACCUCCUUAAAGUGCCAGAACCAGAUAGUCCUAUUAUUUCACUUGAGGACCGCCUUAAAGUGCCAGAACCAGAUAAUCCUAACAUUUCACCUGAGGACCGUCUUAAAGUGCCAGAACCAGAUAAUCCUAAUAUUUCACCUGAGGACCACCUUAAAGUGCCAGAACCAGAUAAUCCUAAUAUUUCACCUGAGGACCACCUUAAAGUGCCAGAACCAGAUAGUCCUAUUAUUUCACUUGAGGACCGCCUUAAAGUGCCAGAACCUGAUAGACCUAUUAUUUCACUUGAGGACCGCCUUAAAGUGCCAGAACCAGAUAAACCUAUUAUUUCACUUGAGGGCCACCUUAAAGUGCCAGAACCAGAUAGUCCUAUUAUUUCACUUGAGGACCGCCUUAAAGUGCCAGAACCAGAUAGUCCUAUUACUUCACCUGAGGACCCCCUUAAAGUGCCAGAACCAGAUAGUCCUAUUACUUCACCUGAGGACCCCCUUAAAGUGCCAGAACCAUCUUCUGCUGAGGCUGUUCCUGAAGAAUCUAUAGUCACUUCAAAUCCGACUGUCACCCAAAAUGGAUUAAAUUCUCAAUCGGAAUUCGAUGAAGAUUUGGAUAAAUUGGACAAUAUUAUAAAGUUGAGGGGUAGUGUAGUAGCCAUUGGGAAUGGACUUGAGAGAUCACCACGCUCGAAGUCAAAGAAAAAAAAGGAGAUUCAUGGAUCGUAA
Messenger RNA from Nezara viridula (southern green stink bug), 3012 nucleotides. Lineage: Eukaryota; Metazoa; Arthropoda; Insecta; Hemiptera; Pentatomidae. The record is from the annotation of a GenBank genome assembly.